Molecule: messenger RNA, 1089 nt
Organism: Penicillium verrucosum
Lineage: Eukaryota; Fungi; Ascomycota; Eurotiomycetes; Eurotiales; Aspergillaceae
Product: amidase
Exons: 3
Coding region: 1-1089 (362 amino acids)
Source: RefSeq, a predicted model, not a curated record
AUGUUGAACAUUUCAUACACAUCAACGCCGACACCCUCAUUAUCUGUGGCCGCAAUUGGCACUGAGACUUCUGGAAGCAUUACCAGCCCUGCUGAGUUUAGCAAUGUCAUUGGGUUGAAGCCUGCUCGAGGUCUUAUUGCAAACGAUGGCACUAUUCCUAUCUCUGUCCGACAGGAUAUCAUCGGAACUAUCACACGCAAUGUCAAAGACGCCGCAUAUCUUCUAAGUGCAAUGGCUGGUCGGAGCGAGCACGACGAGAUGACCUGGAAUAUUCCACAGGACCAAGCAUCAGAUUAUACUGAAUUUUGCAAAGGAACUGACCUGAGUGGAAUUAGUAUCGGUAUCCCUAGGAACACUUUUGAGGCGAAUAAGGAUUCUCCAGUUGGCGGUGCAUUUGAGAUUGCCUUGCAAUCUUUGAGUUCUGCUGGUGCAACGAUAGUUGAUAAUGCGGACUUCCCGGCUGCUGAGGAAUUCACGAAGCUGAACGAACAAGUUAAGGGUAUCGUUCGAUCAUCGGAGCUCCGAAGGGACUUCUCCCGGUAUAUACAAACACUCGAAACAAACCCCAACAGUAUCGGCUCUACGGAAGAUCUUAUUGAGUUUACCAAAACACACCCGGAAGAGGAGUAUCCAGAGAGAGAUAUCGGCAAGUUUCUAUGGACUCAAGCCGAGGGGAUUGACGUGGACAGCGACAAGUAUACUGAAAUGGUACAGCAAGAGCGUUACUUUGGGGGAUCAGGUGGUAUUCUAGGAGCUAUGGAGAAGUACCACGUCGAUCUUUUCGUCGUUCCAUCAUACUGGGGUAUUGCAAAUGAUCUUGCGGCAAAGAUAGGGUCCCCUGUGAUUUCCAUUCCACUAGGAUACUUUCCCGAAGGCACUCCUGUUGAGCUUGACCAAGGGCUAGUCGUUCAGGCGCCUGGAAUGCCAUUUGCUUUGACUCUUCUUACCAAGGCAUUCUCAGAUGGAGUUCUCCUUGAGGUGGCUUAUGCGUUCGAACAACUGAACUCCGUUCGCAACCGUGAACCAGCGCCGAUCAAACUUCCUCUAACAGAGUUGAGAGAUGUCCAAUAUGAGGUUGGGAAGAUAUAG